Messenger RNA from Carassius carassius (crucian carp), 4170 nucleotides. RefSeq names its product Niemann-Pick disease, type C1 (gene npc1). The transcript has 25 exons. The coding region runs from base 70 to 3948 and encodes 1292 amino acids. Gene Ontology annotation, molecular function: lipid carrier activity. The record is from RefSeq and is a predicted model, not a curated record. Gene Ontology annotation, cellular component: membrane. Lineage: Eukaryota; Metazoa; Chordata; Actinopteri; Cypriniformes; Cyprinidae.
CACGAAUAUCCAGUCAGAGGAAGGCUGGACUUUGUUUGAAAACAGGAAAUAAGAGCUUUAACCGAACAGAUGAAAGUUAUUAUACAGAAGGGCUCAGUAGUAAGAGGAGCGAUGCUUCUAACGUGGAGAAAACAGUUUUUCUGUCUUUUAUGGACCAUAAUUUUAUUAUCACAGUGGGUGCAUGGCCAGCACUGUAUCUGGUAUGGUGAAUGUGGUAAUUCCACUAAAAUUCCAGAGAAGAAGUUAAACUGUAAUUACACAGGCCCACCUAUACCUUUAUCUGACCAGGAAGGACAGAACCUGCUACAGGAGCUGUGCCCAGGACUGGUCUAUGAGGACAACAAAGUUUGCUGUGACACCCAACAGCUCAGGACUCUGAGAAACAAUAUUCAGAUCCCCCUUCAGUACCUGGACCGGUGUCCGGCAUGUUUCUUCAACUUCAUGACCCUGUUCUGUGAACUUACCUGCAGUCCCAGACAGAGUGAUUUCCUCAAUACAACACAAACUUCUCCAUUUAACCAAAGCACAACUAAUGUUUUUGAGCUGACCUACUAUAUCAACCUGAACUUUGCCAAUGCCAUGUAUAACGCCUGCAGGGACGUUCAGGCCCCCUCCACUAAUAUCAAAGCCCUCAAUAUCCUGUGCGGGAGGGAAGCUAGCCAGUGUACUCCCCAAAACUGGAUCAAGUACAUGUUCAAUAUUGAUAAUGGCCAAGUCCCCUUCGCUAUUGACCCGGUUUUCUCAGAUGUACCCGUCAAAGGUAUGGAUCCCAUGAACAACGCAACGUUUAACUGUACACAGUCUCUGGAUGAUGGCUCGGGGCCCUGCUCAUGUCAGGACUGCAGUGAGGCGUGUGGCCCCACACCCGUGCCCCCCAAACCCCUUCCACCCUGGAUUAUCCUUGGCAUGGACGCCAUGGCCGUCAUCAUGUGGUGUUCUUAUAUAGCCUUCCUCCUCAUCUUCUUUGGAGUUGUGCUGGGGGCAUGGUGUUACAGGAGAAGGAUGGUCACAUCUGAGUAUGGCCCAAUUCUUGAUAGCAACCACUCCCACUCCAUAAACUCUGAUGGCACAGAUUUCUUAGGUGAUGCUACGUGCUGCGAGACACUGGGCGAGCGUUUUGAGAACUGUCUCCGGGUUCUCUUCAGCAGCUGGGGCUCCAUGUGUGUGCGUCACCCCUUAACCGUGAUCCUGACCAGCGUGGUGCUGGUGUCGAUCUGCUCGGCCGGACUGACCUACAUGCGCAUCACAACCAACCCGGUGGAGCUCUGGUCGUCUCCCAGCAGUAGGGCCAGGCAGGAGAAGGACUAUUUCGACCAGCACUUUGGGCCAUUUUUCCGCACCGAGCAGCUCAUAAUCACCACCCCGGUGAAUGCAUCGUACGUUUUUUCACCCACCUUCGGACCAGACAUCCCCUUCACCUCCAUUCUGAACAUAACACUCCUCCGUCAGGUGUUGGAUCUUCAGAUAGAAAUUACAAACCUAACAGCUGAAUACAAGGGAGAGACGGUUACUCUUAAAGACAUCUGUGUUUCUCCACUGGCUCCUUACAAUGACAACUGUACCAUCCUAAGUGUGUUAAACUACUUCCAGAACAGCCAUGAAGUCCUGAAUCAUAAGCUUGCUGAUGAGUUCUAUGUCUACUUUGACUACCACACUCAUUUUAUGUAUUGUGUCAGCUCUCCCACGUCCCUGGAUGACACAAGCCCCUUGCAUGACGCCUGCAUGGGUACAUUUGGAGGACCAGUUUUCCCCUGGCUUGCUCUUGGUGGAUAUGAAGGUAAUGAUUACAACAACGCCACAGCUCUAGUGAUCACCUUUCCUGUCAACAACUACCUAAAUGACACAGAAAAACUAGGCAAAGCUUUAGCAUGGGAGAAAGCGUUUAUCGACUUUGUGAAGAACUAUGACAACCCCAACCUGACCAUCUCAUUCAGUGCGGAGCGCAGCAUUGAAGAUGAGAUCGACCGCGAGAGCAGCAGUGAUGUCACCACCAUCGUCAUCAGCUACGUCAUCAUGUUUGUCUACAUCUCACUGGCUCUGGGACACAUUAACAGCUUCUGGACAGUGCUGGUAGACUCUAAGAUCUCUCUGGGUAUCGCCGGUAUCCUGAUCGUGUUGAGUUCAGUCGCAUGUUCGCUGGGUAUCUUCAGCUACAUCGGCAUCCCUCUAACUCUUAUUGUCAUUGAGGUCAUUCCCUUCCUCGUGCUGGCUGUGGGCGUGGACAACAUCUUCAUCAUUGUACAAACCUACCAGAGGGAUGAGCGGAUGCCUGAAGAGGAGCUUCAUCAGCAGAUUGGACGUAUCCUCGGAGAGGUGGCUCCCAGCAUGUUCCUCUCUUCCUUCUCUGAGACCGUUGCUUUCUUUUUAGGUGGUCUGUCUAGCAUGCCUGCAGUGAGGACGUUCUCUCUAUUCGCUGGUCUGGCCGUCUUCAUUGACUUCCUUCUGCAGAUCAGCUGCUUUGUGUCUCUGCUGGGCCUGGACAUCAAAAGACAAGAGGCAAAUCGUCCAGAUAUAUUUUGCUGUGUGAAGUUUCCUGAGGGACAACGGGAAAAGUCAGAAGGUUGUUUGUUCCGCUUUUUUAAGAAGAUAUAUGCUCCUUUCAUCUUGAAGGAUUGGGUGCGCCCCCUGGUGGUUGCUGUGUUUGUGGGAAUGCUGUCAUUUAGCAUAGCCGUUGUUAAUAAAGUGGAGAUUGGACUUGAUCAGAAAUUGUCCAUGCCUGAUGACUCCUAUGUGCUGGAUUAUUUCGGGAAUCUGAGUGAGUAUCUGCACACUGGGGCACCAGUUUACUUUGUGGUAGAGGACGGACAUGACUACAAAACCUCAGAGGGUCAGAACGCGGUGUGUGGCGGAGUGGGCUGCAACAACAACUCUCUAGUCCAGCAAAUUUAUACCGCAUCGCUCUUGAAAAACUAUACUAAGAUCAGCAACGCUCCAUCGUCCUGGCUGGACGACUACUUUGACUGGGUGAAGCCGCAGUCUUCCUGCUGCAGAUAUUAUAACACCACCGGAGCGUUCUGCAAUGCUUCAGUGGUGGAUAAGAGCUGUGUUCACUGCAGACCUUUGACCUCUUGGGGGAAAAAGAACCCUAAUGGUACUGAAUUCACGCACUUCCUCCCCAUGUUUCUCUCAGACAUCCCAAAUAUCAAGUGUGGAAAAGGUGGUCAUGCUGCAUACAGCACUGCUGUGGAUCUCCUAGAGAACAACACUGACGUAGGUGCCACCUACUUCAUGAGCUAUCACAGCAUCUUGAAAACAUCUUCUGACUUCAUUGAUGCCUUGAAGAUGGCGCGAGAGCUUACCGACAACAUCACGCAGGCCAUCGGCCCACAAAACAAGACUUACAGUGUCUUUCCUUACAGUGUAUUCUACGUCUUUUACGAACAGUAUCUCACGAUCGUCUAUGACGCUGCCUUUAACCUUGGUAUUUCGUUGAUGGCCAUCUUUGUGGUGUCUACGGUGCUUUUGGGCUUUGAGCUGUGUUCGGCUGUGCUGGUGUGCUUCACCAUUGCUAUGAUCCUGGUCAACAUGUUCGGAGUCAUGUGGUUGUGGGAUAUCAGCCUCAACGCCGUCUCAUUGGUCAACCUUGUCAUGUGUUGUGGCAUAUCGGUGGAGUUCUGCAGUCAUAUUGUGAGGGCUUUCUCUGUCAGUACCAAGAGCUCGAGGGUGGAUCGCGCAGAGGAGGCGCUGGCACACAUGGGCAGCUCUGUGUUCAGUGGCAUCACCCUCACUAAAUUCGGUGGGAUCCUGAUUCUAGCCCUGUCCAAAUCCCAGAUCUUCCAGAUUUUCUACUUCCGCAUGUAUCUCUCAAUAGUCCUGCUAGGAGCUGCUCAUGGCCUCAUCUUUCUGCCUGUAUUACUCAGUUAUGCAGGCCCGUCGGCAAAUAAAGCAAAAGUCAUGGCUGCUCGCAAAAGGGUUGUGGGUACAGAGAGAGAGCAGCUUAUCUACUAACUGAACGGCCGUGGACAGCACCAGCUCUUCAUUUCCAUGCUAGUUAGUAACACUUCAACAGACUUAAUACAGAAGGACUUUCACCGCUUUCCCUUUCAACAUACACCAAAAACCCUCAGCUCUGAAGAAUCGGUUUGGAAGAUCCUUUCAGUAUUGAAGUGAUCCAGUGAAGUAGAGUCUGUAUGUGGAAAAGAUGACCGUUGUUUCCUCAAAUGUGUCUCA